AUGGAUGUCAAUUGUUGUCCACGUAAUGAUUUUUCGUUUCCAAUGAAAAAUUCGACAAAAGAAGUGACAUCAACGUGGCCAACCGCAUUUAAUGGAGCAACAUUCAUUUCUAUCGAACAAAAUGAAUCAGAUCAAUCAAAGUCAUUGCCAAUAUUCAAUGAUUUUGUUCUUCGUAAUACUUCGAAUAUAAUUGAUUUUUCUUCACAACAAUUGCCACCACCUCAAAUAUUCAACCAGAAUCAUCUGUCAUCAUUUCCAUUGAGUGAUUUCAAUCACUGUUCAACAUUGUUACAGCCGUUAUCAGCCUUAAACAUUGAUUCGAUAACCUCAACAUUUCCUCAAAAUAAUGAAAAUAUUCUUCAUUGGAUUGGUGAUCCAUUUUUGAAUGGUGAACAACAGCAACAAGUACAUUCACAAAUUACACCACCGUUGACAUCAACAACACAAGCUCAAACUCAAACAUCAUUAGCUAACACAUUUAAUUUUGAUUCAGGUACAGAAAAUAUUCGUCAUUGGAUUGGUGAUUUUACAAAUGAAACAACAUUAACAUCAAACACGGUUGAUAGUGGUACUUCAGGAAUAAAUCAAAUUCCAUUAUUAUCACAAAAAGUAUUUAUUGGUGGUGUACCACGAUUUGCUACAGAAAUUGAUAUACAUGCAAAUUUUGAACGUUUUGGAACAUUCGAAAUACAGUGGCCAAAAUUGCAUGGAAAUAAAGAACAACAUCGUGAAAAUGGUUUUUUUCAUAUUGUAUUUCAUAAUGCCAAAUCUGUUUGUACACUAUUGGACAAUUGUUCACGUCAUCAAAAUAAUACGUCGGUAGCUGAUUAUUUUAUACAUUUCGAAACGGCAACAGGUUCGAGAAAAACUGUCGAAGUUAUACCAUGGAAUAUUGGAGAUAAUAAUUAUGCACUAAGACCACCUCAACAACUUGAUUCAAAGAAGACAAUAUUUGUUGGUAAUUUACAUGGCACAAUGACUGCACGAUCAUUAUGGCGUCUAAUGGAAGAUUUAUUUGGUGGAGCUGUUUAUGCUGGUGUUGAUAUUGACAAGUAUAAGUAUCCGAUUGGAAGUGGACGAGUUACAUUUGAUAAUAGUUCGUCGUUUUUGCAUGCGGUUUCAACUGCAUUUGUCGAUGUUCGUACGCCACGUUUUUUAAAACGUUUACAAAUUGAACCUCAUUUACAAUAUCGUUUUUGUUCAUUAUGUAAAACGGCUGCUGGUGAUUUAUUUUGUCGUAAUUUUGCUUGUUUCGAUUAUUUUUGUUUAAAAUGUUGGCAAAAAAUUCAUUCACAAUCAAUUGUUAUGGCUAGUCAUAAAGCUGUUACAAGACAUUCAAAAUCAUCACAACCAAUCUUUCAUCCUAUGCAAGCAAUGUUAAAUCAAACAAUUAGUUAA
Messenger RNA from Didymodactylos carnosus, 1398 nucleotides. The record is from the annotation of a GenBank genome assembly. Lineage: Eukaryota; Metazoa; Rotifera; Eurotatoria; Philodinida; Philodinidae.